AUGACGAGUGCAAACCUUGACUGCCGCAAGGAUAUAAAUAAUCCGGAGGACAAAGCAAUUAUAUGGAAAUCUCUCUUCAUAAAAGUGAAUAAUAUUUUGAAUGAAACCCAGAGGUUGGACAAAAAUUUGGAGGUGUUGAAUAAAAGAUUAGAUACUCUGGAAGGUGAUUUGAAAAAAUCCUGUCAAAACUCACAAAAAUGGACAACCAUACAGAGACGUCAGGAUGACUCGGUACAUUUUAAUCGUUCGUGGAAUGAGUAUGACAAUGGUUUUGGUAAUCCGGAUGGCAACUACUUUAUGGGUCUUCAGCGUAUCUAUGAACUGACCAAUUUCGGUGGACCACAAGAAUUGUUAAUUGUAUUAAAAGAUUUUGAAGGCGUGACACGUUAUGCCAAAUAUGAACGUUUUCGUAUUGGCAGUGAGGAGGAGAAAUAUGCUCUGCUGGAUGUGGGUGGUUAUAGCGGUGAUGCUGGCAAUAGUUUCGAAAUACACAAAGGACACCCGUUUACCACCUAUGAUAGGGAUAAUGACAAUAAUCCGGAUAGAAAUAAUGCCGUAAUUUUUGAGGGUGGCUGGUGGUUCUUUGGUUUAGGUUAUCAUGGCUAUUUAAAUGGACCAUAUCGCCAAGAGAGCGAAUCAAAUAAUUGGGGAAUAAGUUGGCAUGAAUUUCGUAUGUGGAAUAGAUCCUUGAAAUAUGCUCAAAUGAUGAUUCGUACAAAAUGUUAA
Molecule: messenger RNA, 726 nt
Organism: Musca vetustissima
Lineage: Eukaryota; Metazoa; Arthropoda; Insecta; Diptera; Muscidae
Product: ryncolin-1-like
Exons: 4
Coding region: 1-726 (241 amino acids)
Source: RefSeq, a predicted model, not a curated record